UUAAGAAUAAAAGCGCUUGCCGGCUCAUGUUGCUUAUUAUAUGUGACUACGAAUAGUGUGAUUUGGAAUUUUUGUAUAAGCUGAAUGAAAGGUAAGGAUAUCCGAGUCGCCAUGUACUCUCUAAUUGGUCGAUCUGUUUCCCGUAUCAAUCAAAGGUGUAACAUCAGGAGUUGUGCUACAGCCAUUGGACAGACUGUAUAUGCUAAAACUAUUGACGACAUGGAGCACCCAAAAGCCUUACCAUUGAUUGGAACUAAAUUGGAUUUAAUGCUAGCAGGCGGCGGAACAAUGUUGCACGAAUAUAUUGACAAGAGACAUAAAGAACUAGGAUCCAUAUUUUACGAAAAGUUAGGAUGUAACACGAAACUCGUAUUUAUUAGCGAUCCUCUACUCAUUAAAAGAGUGUUUCUAAGCCUUGAAGGGAAAUAUCCUAUCCAUAUCUUACCCGAUCCUUGGGUUCUAUAUGAAAAAUUAUAUGGUUCCAAAAGGGGUCUUUUCUUCAUGAAUAGUGAAGAAUGGUUAACAAAUCGGCGAAUUAUGAACCAACAUUUACUCCGAGAGGGCUCCAUUGAAUGGUUAGAAGAGCCUAUUAAAAAUUCAGUUAAAAAGUUUGUCCACGCGUGGAGAGGAAGAGUCGAAAAUGGAAGUGCAACAGUGAAUUUGGAAUCUGACAUGUACCGACUGUCGAUAGAAGUUAUGUUAGCUAUACUUGCUGGAUCGUCAUCGAAUGGUGUAAAAUAUUCUGAAGCGAUGAUUUCCAACUUCUCAGAUACCUUAAAACAGAUAUUUAAAACAACAACCAAAUUGUACGGUUUGCCAUUAAACAUCUGUCAAAGUUUAAAUUUGAAAGUAUGGAGAAAUUUCAAGGAAUCUGUAGAUGCGUCGCUUCAUUUGGCGCAGAGUCUGGUAUCAGAAAUGGUCAUUAAAAGAGGCGAAGGCGACGGUCUUAUACAUAAACUUGUCAAGGAUGGUGUAACCGACGAAACAGUCGUACGGUUAGUGGCAGAUUUCAUAUUAGCCGCUGGUGAUACGACUGCUUAUACUUCCAUUUGGAGCCUAUAUCUAAUUUCACAAGACGAUUGUGUUAAGAACGAAAUGCGCACAAGAGAUGUAGGAUACGUGAAAAAUGUGCUGAAAGAGUCUAUGCGACUUUAUCCCGUAGCUCCAUUCUUGACAAGAGUUUUGCCAAAAGAUUGUAUCCUCGGCGAAUACAAACUAGAUUUGCACACCCCAAUAAUAGCUUCAAUUUACACAUCUGGGCGAGAUGAGCAGUACUUUACUAAGGCAAAUAUGUUCUUACCUUUCCGUUGGGACAGAAGUGAUCCCAGAAGGAAGGAGCUUGGCAACCACAAUCCUACAGCAACAUUGCCUUUCGCGCUCGGCGCCAGGUCGUGUAUAGGCAAGAAGUUGGCAACAAUGCAACUUACAGAGUUCCUGACUCAGAUUGUAAACAACUUUGAUUUCAAGUGCACAAACAGUGAAAAAGUAUUCCCAGUCACUUCCCAGGUUCUUGUGCCCAAUGAACCUAUUGAAAUGACAAUAUCUCACAGGCAAAUUUGAAAAAAAAAAAAUUAGAGAGGAAAGGAAUAGGUGUUUGGUAGGCACUAAUCUGAUGAAUGUUUCCAAAUUAUUUAGUCAAGGUACCUACCUAUUAUUAUUUUUGAAUGACACAUGUUAAAAGUAAAGUUACACUAAGCACCAAGAAUUCCGGACAUUGAUCUGCACACCGUCAUUAAAACGGUCCACAUACGAGUGAAGCACGUCGAGAGGCAAUGAACUAUUGCAGCAAACGGCUAAUGAAGACGCGUCUCAGUUGAGGCAGCGCGUGAGUUUUCCUCGAUAACUUGCAUCGGUCAUGGCAGGACGUUUGCCGCGCGACCACAUUGCGCUUUAUGUGGACUCGCCUUUUGACCGCCGGCUCCACUGGCGACAGCAAUAUCUAUAACAACGCGCGUGUGAUAGAGAACAGGCGGGUCAAUGUACGAAAUUUUUCGUUAACAACUGUUAACAUUGGCAGUGUCAAUUAAAUACAUUAGUGAUGUAUGAGUAUUAAUUGUAAAGAUUGUUAUAGCGAUUCACGCAGAGGAAUGUAUAAAAUAAUAUUUCAUUUAUAGUUCGUCUACGUCAAGUCGUUUUAUAUCAGUCCAAGCUUGACUUAGGGACCGGCCACAUCAGAGCGUCGCGUGUCUCGGGGCGCGCAACGGACGUCCGCGCCACGCCACCUGAGUGUAAUUCAAAAAACG
Messenger RNA from Leguminivora glycinivorella, 2243 nucleotides. It is a transcript of the gene sad, whose product is annotated as cytochrome P450 315a1, mitochondrial. The transcript is spliced from 9 exons. Gene Ontology annotation, cellular component: mitochondrial inner membrane. Lineage: Eukaryota; Metazoa; Arthropoda; Insecta; Lepidoptera; Tortricidae. Gene Ontology annotation, molecular function: monooxygenase activity; heme binding; oxidoreductase activity, acting on paired donors, with incorporation or reduction of molecular oxygen. Bases 85 to 1560 code for a protein of 491 amino acids. Gene Ontology annotation, biological process: C21-steroid hormone biosynthetic process; cellular response to peptide hormone stimulus; cholesterol metabolic process. The record is from RefSeq and is a predicted model, not a curated record.